Oryzias latipes (Japanese medaka) is the source of this 3095-nucleotide messenger RNA. RefSeq names its product dolichol kinase (gene dolk). Gene Ontology annotation, molecular function: dolichol kinase activity. NCBI's taxonomy places the organism in Eukaryota, Metazoa, Chordata, Actinopteri, Beloniformes, Adrianichthyidae. Gene Ontology annotation, biological process: dolichyl monophosphate biosynthetic process. Gene Ontology annotation, cellular component: endoplasmic reticulum membrane. The record is from RefSeq and is a predicted model, not a curated record.
CCCGGCUGUCAAAGAUGGCCCCUUCCUACAGGGUGUGAGAAGAGAGACAUCUGACAAAAAGAGGAUUUUUAUUCAAAGGGGACGGCAGCAGUUUGUAUCCGAAACCACUAUUCUAGAGGAAAACCCCAUGAAAUUAGACUUGAAGGAAACUGACAGAUGAUGAAGACUGACACAGGGAAGAACUGACAGUAAAGGCGGCUCUUCUUGAUUACAGACUGUCUGUUCAGAUCAUCUCCUUCCUUCGUGGCCUGCCUCUCCAGAGCCAUGCAGGUCAACCCGGUGUUCGUAGAGUCCGGUGUCGUCCUGGGAGCGGUGCUGUGUGUCCACAUGGCAGUGUGGAACCAGCACUCUUGGUGCAGCAUAGCGCUCUUCAUCCAGGCUUUUUACGUCCAGCACAAAUGGGACCGAUUACUUCAGUCGGGGGGUGCGGUGUUCCAGUUUCGUCCAUCAGCAAACAGCGGCAUCGUUCCGGCCUCUAUGGUGAUGCCUCUGUUGGGCCUUGCGCUGAAAGAGAAGUGCUCUGCCUUAGGGAAUGUCUACUUCGAGCGCUUCUCCAUGGUGAUCACCGUCACUGGCAUGAUGCUGGCGCUGUUCUUGUCCUUGAUUGCAAUGGGCGUCACAAGACCUGUACCUACUAACACCUGUGUGAUCGCGGGCCUGGCCGGCAGCGCAAUUCUGUACACGACCAAGCAAACCCUGACCGUCUCUGAGGUCAUCGAGGUCUUGGAGGUCCUGCUGAUCUUUGUUUACCUCUGCCUGAUCGUGCUGUAUUUGAUGCCGCGCUGCUUCACACCGGGAGAGGCGCUCCUCAUCGUUGGAGGAAUCAGCUUCAUCGUGAACCAGCUCAUCAAGCGCUCGCUAAACCUGUCAGAGGUCAAAGGGGAUCCGGUGAACUACUUCCUGCCUGUAGUUGUGGUGGGUUCGUUGCUGUUGGGGGUUUUCUUCGCCCUGCUCUUCUGCUUCAUGGAGUCACAGACCUGGGUGUCCUCGCUCUUCUUUCACAUCAUGACAGCCGUUCUGGUUUUGGGGAUCCUCAUGCCGUGGCUGUCCUUGUUCAUCGGCCGACACCCCCUCAUGUGGCUCUGGGACUUUGUGAUGUUAAAUGACCGAAGACUCUGCUUGGUGGGGUACUGGGUGUUUCUGGCCGUUGUGGCGACUUGUGUCGUCUUGCACCAGAACCAUCAGCGCCAAUCAGGGUCCAAGAAGCACCAGGCUUCAACUGUCGUCCGGAAGUAUUUCCACCUGAUCGUGGUGGCCACGUACGUUCCAGGGCUGGUGUAUGACAGGCAGCUGCUGCACGUGGCGUCCGUGGGCUGCUUGGCGGUUUUCCUGCUCCUGGAGUACGUGCGUUACUUCCGCAUCAGACCUCUCGGUCAGCUACUCAGGCAGCUGCUCACCUUGUUCCUGGAUGAGCGAGACUCCGGGCCCCUCAUCCUCACCCACGUUUAUUUGCUGAUGGGCAUGUCUCUGCCCAUCUGGCUGUUCCCCACGAUCUGCGCCCCUAAAGGCGUGCUGUCGGGAGCGGGCGGCCUGGUGCCCUACGCGGGGGUGUUGGCUGUGGGGGUCGGAGACACGGUCGCGUCCGUGUUCGGCAGCACCAUGGGCGAAAUCCGUUGGCCUGGGACCAAGAAGACCAUGGAGGGAACGGCUACAUCGGUGUUUGCCCAGAUCAUCGCCGUGGCAAUCUUCCUCAUAUUUGACGGGAACAUAAAUCUGAACUCUACCUAUUCGUGGAUUGUUGGCUCCAUUACCCUCGUAGCCAUGCUGGAAGCAUACACCUCCCAAAUAGACAACCUCCUGCUCCCCCUCUACCUCUUCAUUCUGCUGUUGCUUUGAGUGUACAGAUGGCCCCCCCUCCCCCCUCCUGCAUUCAGCCUUUAAUUGUACGGAUUGUAUGGAAAUAAUGUAUUUAAAAGAUCGUCCUUUAGGAACCAACGGUACAAGCGGGAGAUUGCUUAAAGCUUGCAGGUAAAUAAAGAAAGUGGCACAAACAGAAGGUUAUGAAGCAGCAGCCACACCAACAAAAGACUGAAGACCCGUGUCGUCUACUGCGGAGGAAUGUCAGGGAAAGUCCUGAAAUAUUGAAGCCAAUAGGUGGCAAUUUAGCUUUCCAUGAAGACUGCAACCCUUAAAUUAUUGAGGAAACGUGUGUUGAACACAAACGCAAUACUGGAGCUGCUCGUUGAUCGAUCAUCAGUCCUAUAAAAACAAUACAUGCCCAUGUAUGGCCUUCGAAGAACAAAGCUGUCUGUCUUGUUUUUUGUACUAUACUUCUUGCCCCUUCGAUUGCAGUGCUUAAUAUAUAUUUGCCUUAAAGAAAUGUAUUUUCUAUCAGCUUUGACUAAAUAUUGUAAAAACUCUAGACAGAAGCAUGGCAGCCCCACGUACCUUUUUUUUUUAUUAUUCCAAGGACUGACUGUCACAGCACCUGCAUGACACUAAUGUGGAAUCACCUACUGUAAUCAAUAUGCAGGACUUUAACCCGCUCCCUAAGUUUCCUACAGUUACUUUAAUCUGUAUUUCUGUGUUUUCGGGGGACCUCUUUGUAAAACUGAGCCUUCAAACUUAUUUUGGAUUCUGUACAUAUGCUUUUGGCCAACCCCCCCCCCCCUUUUUUUUUUUUGGUAACUUAAUUCUGAACUGGAAUUCUUCUCAAAUGAUGUCUGGUUUGAUUGAAAUGUUUUGAGGUGAAGAUGCUACAAUUAUGCACCUUUAUUUUCAGCAUUAAUAUGUCAUUUUUCUUAUGUAAAGAUUUUCUUGGUGCGUUUAUUUUUUUCUUUAACAUUUUAGCAUGAUCGCAUGUCACUUUUGGAGCCGUCCUCACAUCCAUUUACUAUAAUAUUUGCAUGUCAGUGCUGUACCUGAGAUCUAAACUGAUAAGACUCCUGAGAAGUGAAAUGUGCGCGACUGUUCCUAAACCUCACAUCAGUUUUUUUCUUUCUUUGAUUUCCAAACUUGAAAAGAAAGUUUCAGUUAUGGUUAAAAAUGAGAAAUAGGUUGUUCUUUUUUUCGUUUAUGUCUUGACAUGAAUAUACUUGAAAGUAAAAUUUUACAGUUGUGUGUUUUCAUAAAAUACAAUCUUACUUGGACAUAAA